AUGGCCAAGGACACACUGGAGGGCUCUCACAACAUGCCUUCCUCAGGCCGUCCUCUUGGCAUAGGGACAGGGCCGCUCACACCACCCUUAUGCCAGAAGGAGGGCGAGACAUGUGCUUUGCAAUGCCCUCCAAACAGUGAGUACCAGGACUGUGGAACAGCCUGUCCUGCCACCUGUACAGAUCAAAGGGAACUGUGCCAGGCUAUUUGUGUGGAAGGCUGCCAGUGUAAAGAAGGUUUUGUGCUGAGCCACGGGACCUGCAUUCCAAAGAGCAGCUGUGGAUGCUAUUACGAAGGACGCCCCUAUGCCCCCAAUGAGAGAUUCUGGGCCGAUGACAAGUGUUCAAAGCUAUGCGUGUGCAACCCAGCCACAAAGCAAGUGGAGUGUGGACCCAGUGCUUGCAAAGCCUCAGAAAUAUGUGACGUGCAGAAGGGCAUGCGGGGCUGCUACCCCAUUGACUACGGUAACUGCACAGCGCAGGGAGACCCCCACUAUCUUACCUAUGACAAAUGCAAGUAUGAUUUCCAAGGGAGCUGUUCCUAUGUGCUUUCUGAAGUGGAUCAAACCAUAAAGGACGUGGAGUGGUUUGGUGUGUAUGUUGAAAAUGAACAUCGGGGAAAUCAACAUGUGACCUGGACUCGGAGUGUGCAAGUCAAUGUCUUUAAUGUGGAGAUUGUUGUCAGCAGGCAGUUUCCAGGUAAAAUCUUGGUUAGUGGCUUGUUGACCUCCCUUCCGUAUAGCUCAUUUGGAGGAAGAGUCAAGGCAUUCAAGCAGGGCAACAAUGCUGUGAUCCAGGCAAACUUUGGCCUUGCUGUCCGUUUUGACUGGAAUGGCCAUGUUUUUGUCACUGUACCCAGCACAUAUGCAGGCAUCCUGCAUGGUCUGUGUGGGAACUUCAAUGGGAACUGCAAAGAUGAUGGCCUUGUGCCUGGUACUAUCCUUAUUCCCAGCAUUCCAGUAUUUGGGAAGACUAAGAAACCUGACCCAAAGUGCAUUGAYAUCACUGAUCCAAAGUGCCCAGGCAUGGAAYCCAUGCGAGACCAGCAYCGUGCCUCGGGCAAGGARUGUGGGCURAUUAUUGCCAAGGARGGGCCRUUCKGGGAAUGCCAUGCACYUAUUGAKCCAGAAGAUGCUUUCUUGGAUUGUYUCUAUGACUCCUGUUUCUUCAAGGGACARUAUACUGCRAUCUGUUCUGCAAUUGCCAACUAUGCCAAAGCUUGCCAAGCUGCUGGGAUUACUAUUUACCCAUGGAGAUCUUCAACCUUCUGUCCCCCAGCUUGUCCUAAAAACAGUCACUAUGAAUUAUGUGCCAAGGAGUGUGGCCAGAGCUGCAGCACUCUUUAUGUUCCAGCGUCUUGCCCUGCCAAAUGUGAGGAGAACUGUGUCUGUGACAAAGGCUUCAUCAAGAGCAAUGAUGCUUGUGUCCCAAUUGCCCAGUGUGGAUGUUUCCAUCAGGGCCAGUACUAUCCAAUGUUGGAGUACUUCUACCCAAGUUGUGAAGAACGCUGCCAGUGUCAGGCCAGUGGGACAGUGGCGUGUGAAGUCAUCCGCUGUGGCCCCAAAGAAGAGUGCAAAUUGCAGGGUGGUGUCCAGAAAUGCCACCCAACUGGAAGUGCUACCUGCUCUGCUACUGGCUACUUUUAUCAAACCUUUGAUAGCGUGUCCUUUAAUUUCCAGAGUACCUGCACCUACAUUCUUGCCAAGCUGCAGGAAAAUAUUGUGGGCUUGAGACCCAUUACUGUUGUUGUAGAGAAUGAAGCCUUGCGGAAUAGCAAGAGGACUGCGAUCAAGCUGGUCCGUAUAGAAAUCUCAGGCACUGCGGUUACUUUGCUGCGGAACAAAGUGGGAAUCAUCAUGGUGGAUGAAGUAUUCCAUUACCUCCCUGUGAAUCUUUUGGAUGGGCUGGUGAGAAUCUAUCAGUUUGGAUUAAACAUCAGGAUAGAGAGUGGUUUUGGCUUGACACUGAUCUAUGACCAGAAUGACCAUCUGAGGAUCACCUUUCCCAACACCUAUCAGGGUCAAAUGACAGGCUUGUGUGGCAACUACAAUGGACAGAAGGAGGAUGAUCUUCAGCUUCCUGGUGGCAAAGUCGUAUCUGAUGUGAUUGAAUUUGUUUCUGCCUGGAAAAUCCCAGUCCUUGGUGCCUCCUGCAGAGAUGGAUGCAAAGGUCCCAGCAUUCCAAUUUGUGGGAAAGAGAAGGAAGAACUUUUUAAGCAGCGCAGCUCCUGUGGGAUCCUCACAGCCUCUGAUGGGCCUUUCCAGGCUUGCCAUGCCAUUGUGGACCCCAAUAUGUACCUGAACAACUGUAUCUUUAAAAUGUGUAUAGGAGGUGAGGACAAGAAUGCCCUGUGCCAGGCCAUCCAGAGUUAUGUCGCUGUCUGUCAAGAAGCCAAGGUCGACAUCCAGCCUUGGAGGAGUGCCUCGUUUUGCCCUCUGACUUGCCCACCCAACAGCCAUUAUAGCACCUGCACUGACAUCUGUGAGACCCACUGUGCUGGGAUCACGGAUAAUCUCAAGUGCCCAGAAAGCUGUGCAGAAGGUUGCCAGUGUGAUGACGGAUUCUUCUUUGAUGGCAUCAAAUGUGUCUCCAUGGACGAUUGUGGUUGCUUUGAGAACAACAUAUACUUCCCGCCUAAUGAAGAGAUCCUGCUGAACGACUGCACUGAGAAAUGCAUCUGUAGUGCCGCUGGGGGUGUCAUCUGUGAAGCCAAUGCUUGCGAGGAGAAUAAAACCUGUAUAGUGAAGGAUGGUGUUGCGCAGUGCAGGAACAAAGCUACUCCAUUCUUGCGUGCCCUCGGUCUAGCGCCCGUACGAUUCCUCUCUCGCCUACCCCACUCACGCCCCUUUGCCCUCCUCCUGCAUGACAAGGGACUCAGCUAG
Molecule: messenger RNA, 2880 nt
Organism: Anolis sagrei ordinatus
Lineage: Eukaryota; Metazoa; Chordata; Lepidosauria; Squamata; Anolidae
Source: RefSeq, a predicted model, not a curated record